Molecule: messenger RNA, 4531 nt
Organism: Cuscuta europaea
Lineage: Eukaryota; Viridiplantae; Streptophyta; Magnoliopsida; Solanales; Convolvulaceae
Source: the annotation of a GenBank genome assembly
CUUUAACUUGCUGCUAUCUCUCUCUAUCUCCCUCCCCAAAUUUCCUUCUUCAAUCAGCUAUCCCUCUCUUGAUUAUGCUUCAUACUCUCUCUCACGCGCCUUUGCUAGCUGUAGUGAGCAUAUGAUAACGUCCGUGGAGUGUUCUUGCAAGAAUAUAUCUUCUCGAGGUCUCAUUUCUUCCUUUACUCAACUUCUGGCCGGGUCUUCUUUAAUUUCUUGAAGCUACUCUCGAUCUAGUGAGUUGUUGCAAGCUGCAAUUAGUAAAAAUCUCUCCUUUCCUAGCCUCUUAUGAUCUAUGGAUUUAUACAGGUGGUGGGCGAAUCACCAACAACAGAAGGGGUUAGUCACUUUGUUCGAUCUAGAGAUAGAUCUUAAUUAGUGGGGAAGCCUUAUCUUUAGCUUGAAGGGCUACGACUGUUAUGCUGAAAGUUAAGAGGAUAAUAAGAAGAAGAAGGCCAGCAGGCAGAUGUUAUCCAUUCAUGAAAACCCUCCACCUGCUUCAGAUCUGUCGUGCCCCCCUCCUCCCCAGCUAACCUCAUCUCCACUUAAAGAAAACAAGAGUGGUGGUGGUGAUGAUGAAAGUGAUUCUUCUGCUGUUGAGAAGGUAGAUCUGUCCCAGUCAAGUCCACCCUCCAAAUAUUUUUCCAUGAGGGAUUAUGUUUUUAGCGGCAGGAGCAAGAAUAUCAAGACAAACUGGCCUUUUUCUCAGAAAAGUUUGGAGCUUUGUUUGAAACAUGGUGUGAAGGAUUUGUUGCCACCUUUUGCUACUGCUGACAAUCUGAGACGUGGUACCUUAUUAGCUGCUAAACAGGAUACAACCGUUUUGCAUGGAGAGCAAUCCAGACCGUGUGAUGAUGAUGAUUCCUUGCCUCCUACCUCAGACAAUACUCCAUCACCUGCUAACAUAAAUUUAAGUGCUGGAACUGAAGUGAAUAAAGUUUUCUCUUGUUCAGCACUAAUAGAUUCUGUCCAGGUGAAUAGGAGGAGGAGGAGCAGGUCUUGUUUGGAAUUGGGACCUAAAGCUGGGAGACCAGACAAGGCCCACCCAGUUAAGAAGCGCAUCUUUACAGGCGCCAAGCUGAGCAGCAGCAGCAGCAUUGAGGAAAAUAGACCAAGUAAUUUUGCUAUUAUUUCAGAAUCAAUGGCAGCUGUUUCAAAAACAUGUCCAGUUUGCAAGAACUUCUCGUCAUCAUCAAACACCACUCUGAAUGCCCACAUUGAUCGGUGUCUUUCUGGCGAGUCACCAACCAUCAAGUGGACUUCUGCGAAUAGUGAAGUUAGCAGGCAUAGGAUGAAGCCCAGAAAAACAAGACUUAUGACUGACAUCUACACAACUGCCCAAUAUUACACAUUGGAGGAUCUUGAUCGAAGAAAUGGAACAACCUUUGCUGUCCGUCCCAGCUUUUCUGCCCAAGAGAUGGAUAGAUGUGAUCAUGAUAAAACAAAAAAAUUGCCGCCUGUUGUCGAUACUGACAAAGCAUGUGUUGAAGGUGCAGUCUAUGUUGAUGCCAAUGGGACUAAGCUUCGGAUUCUAUCAAAGUUCAAUGAUGGAAAAGGCACCACAUUUGCCUCAAAGAAAUUUAUGAAAGGUAACAAAGGGUUCAAGUUCCUUUCCACUUCCAAAACGAAUAAACACAAGAGCCACCAUUCCCAGAAAAAAUUCAAGAAGAUUUUGAAAUCCGACGCCCACAACAAAGUUGUCUGCUCUCUCAGUCGACAUAUUUUGGAGCUAAUGGAUGAGCUGUUUCGUUACUGCGAAAACAGAUGAGUGGUGCUCAAGAUAGGAGCUAUGUUCGAAAGCAAACUACUGAGAAAGAGGAAUUCCCAAACCUGCAACUCAGGUCUCAAGAUUACAACAAGAUGGGUAGUGAAAUUCAUGAAGAUCCAUAUGCCAACCUGAGCGGUUCUUCAAGAAACCUAAAACCGCCCCUAAAGGCAAAUUCUAGUGAGAAAAGACACAAGAGGUUGGGGGAUGAAGAACGUGAGGUCAGUGAUGAUGAUCACAGUGAGCUACCUUAUUUAACAAAGAAAGUUGGUUUUCAAAUGCUAAAGAAGAAGAGCAAAGCAGCAAAAUAUUUAAAAGCAGAUAAGGUCCUUUCACCCUGUUACAGUGGUGGGGGCACUACUAGUGGUCUAAAUCAAACACCUCAUCAUAGGAAUCCUGCGGUUAAUGUAAAUGCAGUGACACCAAGGUACAGUGGGGCCCACUGUGAUCAUGCAUUCUCUUCGAAAGCUAAGAAGUUCUCAUCUCCUAAGAAGAACCUAAUACCCAUUAGUCAAACGUCUGUGGUGAAAUGCAGCAGCCAUAAGAAAUUUAUGGUUCCUUGCAGCAGCAGACCCAUCAUCAUGCGUGAUGAGGAAACAUGUGAAGAUGAUGAUAAAAAAGAAUAUGAUCCAGCCGCUGAAAGCCAGGAUAAAUUUCAAGCCAGACAGCAUGAUGCCAAGAAAGCAAAGGUCUUGAGAAUCAGAAAGGAGGAUAAGAAGGAUGAAGAUAUGAGCAUGAAGGGCUUACAUUUCAUUGCCGGCCACUGUGGUCGCGAUAUUGGGAAUAAUAAUAAUAAUAACAACAAUAGUAGCUCUACCUUCAGUGUUGCAUCAGGCUUAUGUGAUGAUGACCACCUCCACCAUGUUGAAGUGGAGCCUGCCUUGUCAGAGUUGUCUGCCGGGAGAAAGUUUGUAAAACUUAGCAAACAUAUGGGCGGUUCUGGAGUGGAUGAAAAUAGCUGCUUGGGUGCUGAUGAUGAUCAUACACGGCUGCUGUUUGGGAAUGUGGAAUUUGAAAGGAAGGGGCGGUAUUUUAUUUGCUGUGACAAAGAGGGGAUGCUUCCUAUCCCUGCCGAUAUACGUGCCAUAGUCACUCAGAAGCAUGAAUUCCAAGGGGGGUAUUGUCACCUAGAGGUUGACUCAAUUCCUAUACCGGGACCACCAGGGUCCUUUAUACCCAGUCCUGGUCGUACGUUCUCAGAAGAAGUUUUUCAAGGAAAUUCAUCACUAGUCACCAGUAACAGCAGACCUCAAUCUUCUGAAGAAAACCAUCAUCCAGAUCAUGAGUUAUUUCUUGCUAAUAGGAGGGGGGUUUCAUCUGACGAUUCUCCAGUUUCUGCUACUUCUACACUCUCCCACUUUACCAGGUCCUCAGACCAGCCAGAUGCUAGUGGAAAGCCUUGGCUUUAUUCAACUACUAUAGAAGUAGAGAACCAAUCGAGCGGUCAUCAUCAUGGUGUGGAGAACCCUACUCCACAUCUAGAGGCCAUAAAUGUAACAUUAUUAUUACCUAAGAAAGGAUUCAAGUACAGUAGUAGUGAACAGCAGCAGUCAUGCUGUUGUGGAUGUGCCUCCUCUCAAACUCUUUCCUUGAGCUAUCAAGAGCCGCCUUUACCACAACUCUUGCAGCAGCAGAGGCGAACUACCCCACUUCCCCCGACAAAUUUACAUCUGUGUCAGUCCAAAGUCUCAGCUGACUCUGGGCUCCCAAGCCCCUCUAAGCCCGUUAUCAGGCUGAUGGGAAAGAAUGUAUUGGUGGACAGCAAAGAUGAUGAUGAUGAAAGUAUGACCCCGAAAGCAAAUCCCUCACCACAAAUAAGUUUCACGAGAGAGGCAGGUAAGCCAUAUCAUCAGACUGGAGAUCUUCAAGGCUAUCACCGUGGUUGGAGUGCUGGCAGUGGUUUGAUGACAAUGGGCAGCAUCCUUGAUCGUUGUGGGUCAUUUGGUGGUGGUGGUGGAUACGGUGUCAUCACUGAACAAGCGGGAGAUGUUUGUAACCAAAUGGCCUCCUUGUCUCAUAGUCAUUAUGCAGGUGCAGGCUCCACCACCAAAGAAGUAAUUGUGAUCAAGGAUAGCAGCAGCAGCAGCAGCCCAAACUGCAAAGAUUAUAAUAACAUCAAUGGAAUGGUGGAAAGUAGGUGUCCAGGUGGAAACUCCGUGCCCCCCUCCACCUAUACCACCCACUCGAUGAACUAUGCAGAUCUAUAUGGUGGUCAUACACAUCACCACCCUGGAUGGGCAGGAGUUGCCCACGCUGCAAGUUUUGGAGUGAACGGUCAGUGGAACCAUUCUUCAGAGAGUUCAGAUGCGGUCAAUGGGCACCCUCUAGCACCUCCUACCCCAUCAUCUACCAGGCAUCUAGGAUCUUCAUUGUACUGUACUCCUGGAUUUUCAUGACCUUCCAAAACUGUAGAGGUUAUUAAUCGAUCAAGCUGAGGUGCAUGACAUGACAUGGCAUAAAACUUAUAGGUAUCUGACAAAAGAAAAAGCAAGUUAAUCAUAUAUCCUGUUUGUUUGUUGUUAUAUCGGUUUUAAUAAAUAAAUAUGUUUUGCCUGAAACUUUUCUUGGACUACCUGAGCUUUUCUUGUGGGGCUUGUGUAUAGAUUAUAGUACCAAUAUGUGAUGAGUUUUGUGUGUUACGGACUAAGGAUUAAUUCAUACAUGCAUUCCCUAAAGGGCGUGGUCUUGGGAAUUGUGAGUGAUCUACGCCCCCUAUUUGUGAACGAAGUGAAUUAAGCCAUGACAAAUGGUAAAUCUUAUUCCCUC